AUGUUUGGAUCAGAGAAGACUGCACGAGGGAGCACCGACUCCAGCUCGGACGGCGCUCGCGAACGGCUUCUUGAUUCAGACAGCGAAAAUGGACACAUUCUUCCCCUCCAGAAAUCGCACAAAAGUUCAUUCCACAUCCCACUAUGGGCUCAUGGGAUACUACUUUCCUUGUACACCAUAGGAUUCUUACUUCUAGUAUUGUACGGUCGGCCGGAGGGCAAAUCGGGAAGCCAUCUUCCUUUACCGUCAAGGGAAGGUCUCGUUUGGGAGGAACGAAGGUUUCCGACCGACAUUGUCGAUAACCCAUUUACGGGGGAGCCUCGCGAAGAGCUGGACGAGGCAUGGCACAAACUCCUUAAGAAUGACAACAUUCUGGUACCAAAGGAUUACCUGGACGAAAAGAGCCUCCACUCAGUAUACACCAAGGACGGGGACGAAGGAGUUGCGUCCCUCGCCGUCUACCACUCGCUCCAUUGCCUGAAAAAAGUCAAGCGCAUGCUCUUCAAGGAGCACUACCACAAGGACAAGACCGGCGACGCCAUGGCCCGAGAGGAAAAGCACGUCGACCACUGCGUCGAGUACAUCCGCGAGGCGCUCAUGUGCCAGCCGGACCUGUCGCUGGUGACGUUUCGCUGGAUCAACAACACGGCGCAGCACGCGGACAAGUCGGGCUUCUGGCCGACCAACUUUGACGUGGACGCGCACCGCUGCGCCAACUGGGAGGCGCUCGACUCGUGGGCCGGGCAGCGGGCGUUUAAUCUGUUUGAGGUUGAGAAGCUGGACCGACCGAUGCCUGAGUAA
This is a messenger RNA of Cordyceps fumosorosea ARSEF 2679, 801 nucleotides long. RefSeq lists its product as hypothetical. The record is from RefSeq and is a predicted model, not a curated record. The coding region runs from base 1 to 801 and encodes 266 amino acids. Lineage: Eukaryota; Fungi; Ascomycota; Sordariomycetes; Hypocreales; Cordycipitaceae. The transcript is spliced from 5 exons. Gene Ontology annotation, biological process: mycotoxin biosynthetic process.